Messenger RNA from Parasteatoda tepidariorum (common house spider), 1341 nucleotides. The record is from RefSeq and is a predicted model, not a curated record. NCBI's taxonomy places the organism in Eukaryota, Metazoa, Arthropoda, Arachnida, Araneae, Theridiidae.
GUUUGGAAGGCGUCCUUCCAUUAUCCUCAGUUAUGUGAUAGCCAGCAUUGCAGGAAUAGCAAGUGCUUUCACUUCCAAUUUCUACACAUUUAACUUUCUGAGAUUUUUUGUUGGUGCUACAAUCAUACCAUUAUCAGAAGAUCCAUAUGUUCUUAGUUUAGAAUAUAUUGGAGUCAAAAAACGAACUUUAGUCAUCAUUAUAUGGUCCAUGGGCUACAUUAUUUUUUCAGCCAUUUGCCCUUGGAUUGCUUAUUCUUUGCGAGACUGGCGUUUACUUUGCGUUAUUACUUCUGUACCACUUGCUGCCAUACCAAUUUUUGGAAAAUUUGUACCUGAAUCUGCUAGUUGGUUACUUACUCGUGGAAGACAGAAAGAAGCUAUAGCUUUACUUAAAACAGUAGCUCGUGUUAAUGGGAAUGACUAUCCAGAAGAAUAUGGUGAUAGCUGUGAGAAAAGCAGUGAAGAAAAUACUGAUGCAACCGCCUUAGAUUUAUUUAAAACUCUUCGUCUUAGAACCAAUAGUUUGGUUUUAGCCUUAACAUGGUUUGUAGUAUAUUGUUGUUACCACACUAAUACUCAAAAUGCUUCUAAUUUGGGAACAAAUGUGUAUGAUUCCUUCACCUAUAGCUCUUUAGUGGAAAUACCAUCACUUUUUAUAAUACUUUUUGGAGUUGACUGGUUGGGCAGAAGAUGGCCUAUAGUACUUUCAUCUUUAGUGGCUGGUAUUGCUGGAUUAGUUAUUUUGAUUAUACCAAAAGAUGCAACGAAUACCUAUUUGGGAUUGGCCUUAAUUCAAAGAGUUACCAUCACCAUCGUAUACAAUGUGAUAAUGCAGUAUUCUGCGGAGCUCUUACCAACUGUCCUAAGAGGACGCGGACUGGCCUUUCUUAGAGUGAUGGGAACUCUUGGACUUUAUCUUAGUCCAUCCAUUGUGUACCUGUCCAUGACAAUGCCUGGUUUACCUCUUGUAAUCACGGGUGUUCUCAUGAUAUUUAUUUCAACUAUAACUGUGAUUCUUCCUGAAACUCUUCACAAACAUUUGCCUCAUAGCAUCGAGGAUGGUGAAAAUUUUGGAAGGAAUCAAAGUAUUCUUGAUUGUCCGUGCCUAAACAAGAGGUCUGUAAAUGAAGAAGUGGAAUCUCCAUACAAACUGUCAUAAUUGCACUUAUUUUCUCUACCUCUUUAUAUUUAUUAAAUUUUACAUAUUAAAAAUCCAAAAAUUUAGAUUUUUUUUUUAGAAUUUUUACAUUUUACAUAGUGUUAUAUAUCUAGUCUUGUUUGAAUUAUAAUUACUUGUUAACAUGUUACUACUUAAAUAAACUAUAAUUCACUCUACUAAAA